This is a messenger RNA of Rubroshorea leprosula, 1573 nucleotides long. NCBI's taxonomy places the organism in Eukaryota, Viridiplantae, Streptophyta, Magnoliopsida, Malvales, Dipterocarpaceae. The record is from the annotation of a GenBank genome assembly.
CUAUAUAAAGCCAAACAAACGCUGCCUUCAGAACCGAAACCCUAGCUUUUUACAGAGCCACCUGCUUUUUCUCCAGUACAUUCGUUCAUCUUUCAUUUCUAAUAAACCCUAGCUCCCAGCCGACGAGAGCACUCUGUCGCCGUUGAUUUACACUUGAGUUUUAGGUUCAUCAAAGCUGUGGAGGGAUGUCUGACGACGAACGAGAAGAGAAAGAGUUGGAUCUCACCUCUCCUGAAGUCGUCACCAAGUAUAAGAGCGCCGCCGAGAUCGUUAAUAAGGCGUUGCAGCUAGUUAUAAAGGAAUGCAAGCCCAAAGCUAAGAUUGUUGACAUUUGUGAAAUGGGUGAUGCAUUUAUUAGAGAGCAAACUGGCAACGUGUACAAGAAUGUUAAGCGGAAGAUUGAAAGGGGUGUUGCUUUUCCCACUUGCAUAUCUGUUAACAAUACUGUCUGCCAUGUCUCCCCGCUUGCCAGUGAUGAGACUGUGAUGGAAGAAGGUGAUAUAUUGAAAAUUGAUUUGGGGUGUCACAUUGAUGGUUUUAUUGCUGUGGUUGCGCAUACCCAUGUUCUUCAGAAUGGGCCUCUUACAGGGAGGAAAGCUGAUGUUAUUGCUGCAGCAAAUACUGCUGCUGAAGUUGCCUUGAGGCUUGUAAGGCCUGGGAAGAAGAACAAAGAUGUCACCGAAGCAAUUCAGAAAGUGGCUGCUGCUUAUGACUGCAAAAUUGUUGAAGGUGUUCUUAGCCACCAACUGAAGCAGUUCGUGAUUGAUGGAAACAAGGUCAUAUUGAGUGUUGCCGGUCCAGAAACAAGAGUUGAUGAUGCAGAAUUUGAGGAAAAUGAAGUUUAUGCAAUAGAUAUUGUCACAAGCACAGGUGACGGCAAGCCCAAGCUAUUAGAUGAGAAGCAAACAACUAUUUAUAAGAGAGCUGUUGACAGGAAUUAUCACUUAAAGAUGAAGACCUCUAGAUUUAUUUUUAGUGAAAUAAAUCAGAAAUUUCCCAUCAUGCCUUUCACUGCAAGGGCUUUGGAAGAGAAAAGGGCUCGUCUAGGAUUAGUUGAAUGUGUAAAUCAUGAACUCUUGCAGCCAUAUCCUGUCCUUCAUGAGAAGCCUGGUGACUUCGUUGCUCAUGUAAAAUUCACUGUAUUGCUAAUGCCAAAUGGAUCAGAUCGGAUCACAUCACACCCUCUGCAGGAGCUGCAGCCAACCAAGACAAUAGAUGAUCCAGAAAUCAAAGCUUGGUUAGCUUUGGGUACGAAGACAAAGAAGAAAGGUGGCGGGAAGAAAAAGAAAGCUAAGAAGGGUGAUAAACCUGACGAAGCAGCAGAAGCUGAGCCCAUGGAUGCAACCACAAAUGAUGCUGAUGAUGAAUCUUAAGAAAUGAUUCUCUAAUAUGUUUCUUCUCAGUUUCAAUUUUGCUACUUCAAUCCCCCUGUAUCUGGUUGGCUGAGUUAAAAUUUAAUUCAGAUUCUGACAUUAAUCCCAACAUUGUAACUCUCUUAUAUGGGCUUUUAUGAACUACGGAGUCUCUACAAGCUAAAAAUUAAUAACCUAUUGGAUGGUAUAUUGAAUGUUGG